Messenger RNA from Chenopodium quinoa (quinoa), 1317 nucleotides. Its product is annotated as protein FAR1-RELATED SEQUENCE 5-like. Bases 1 to 1317 code for a protein of 438 amino acids. The record is from RefSeq and is a predicted model, not a curated record. Gene Ontology annotation, biological process: regulation of DNA-templated transcription. NCBI's taxonomy places the organism in Eukaryota, Viridiplantae, Streptophyta, Magnoliopsida, Caryophyllales, Amaranthaceae. The transcript is spliced from 2 exons.
AUGUACAGUGAAAUCGCCUCAAACCGAGGUGUUUAUCGCCAUGUGUACGACCAGGACUUGGAUAAGUCUUUGCAACGUAUCCGGUGGGGAGGAGGACCUUGUGGUCAAAAUCAUUGGUUCGACGCACCACUUGAUCUCUUUGCCAUUGCAAACAUCUACAAGUGUGCAGUCAUGCAUUUCGGCCUUGGUUUGCAUAGUCGAGCUUAUCAUCCAUGUACCACGGUUCUGCCUUGGUGUUCACGUGAGACCGUCACCAGACCGGGUUCGGAGUACGAAGAUGGUGCCGACGAUGUGAAUUAUAGUGCGCAUUUUGCCACAGACAAGUUGUUUCCAACGUUUGAUGAGGCAGUUAAUUGGGCGAGUGCUGUUGCCGUAAAUCUGGGUUUUCUUUUGGUUACAUCGUCUUACAACAAAACCAGAGACGGUCGGUCGUACCGGUAUUUGAGGUGUGCUAGGGGCCGAAAGAGCCAGCCGAGAGAUCUUCAGAAUGCAAUUAGGAGGGACACCAAAACCAAAGCAAUUGGUUGUCCUUUCUACAUCAAGAUUUAUUAUGUCUUCGUCACCGACAGUUGGAAGAUCCGGGCCAAGAAUGAUGCAACUGGAACCCAUAACUAUCCAAUGAUUGUCUAUCCGGAGGGUCAUCGUAAGAUUAGUGGCUUGAGCCCGGAUGCGAAGAAGGUUGUCCAGGACAUGACAAAGUCCAAGGUUGCACCGUGGAACAUCAUGGCGUCAAUUGCAGAGCAAUUUUCCGAUGAUCAUCCAAACAUCCGACAUAUCUACAACUGCCGGAAUGACUUGAGAGCGGAGAUGUCUGAUGGGAGAGGAGUUGUUCAGCAAUUUCUGCAUUUGGCGAGAGAGAGCCGGUAUAUUUACUGGGUCAUGUCUGAUGAUGUCGGCGUUCUGCAGCAUGCGUUUAUGGUGCACCCGAUCACGGUGAACAUACUACGGACGUAUCCGUAUGUGAUCGGUAUGGAUUCGACAUACAAGACCAACCGAUACGGGAUGUCGUUCUUUGAGAUAGUCGGUGUGACACCGACAAAUCAGAAUUUCCUCGUCGGUUAUGUGUUCAUGCGCAACGAGUGCACGGGAAGCUACCGGUGGGUUCUACAGAGAUUAAGAGAGUUAAUUGGGUAUAAAAAAGAGCCGUCGGUAUUUCUGACAGACCGUAAGCUUGGACUUUGUGCGGCAUUGAGAGAAGAGUUUCCCGGGACGUCGCAUUUUCUUUUUUGGUGGCACAUUAACAAAGAUGUGGAGGCUCGGGUCACUAAUAUGUUCAAGAACAAGAAGAUUGGGGCGCAAUUCAAAAAAGGUCCUUGA